This is a messenger RNA of Aspergillus terreus NIH2624, 402 nucleotides long. Its product is annotated as putative DSBA family oxidoreductase. Gene Ontology annotation, biological process: glutathione metabolic process. The transcript has a single exon. Bases 1 to 402 code for a protein of 133 amino acids. The record is from RefSeq and is a predicted model, not a curated record. Gene Ontology annotation, molecular function: glutathione transferase activity; glutathione peroxidase activity. Gene Ontology annotation, cellular component: peroxisome; mitochondrion. Lineage: Eukaryota; Fungi; Ascomycota; Eurotiomycetes; Eurotiales; Aspergillaceae.
AUGACUAACUCUAUCCAGCCCCAACGCGCCCUCACCUACGUCAAGCAGCGCUACCCCAAGGCGCAAUUCGAGACAGCCUUCUUGAAGUGCUUCGAGACCAUGUGGUACGGCCAGCUGGAUAUCUCCAAGCCCGAGAACCUCGCAACGGCCCUGAGUGGCGUAUUCCCCGCGGACGAGGCCAAAGAGAUCAUCGCAGCAGCGUCGAGCCCGAAAAUCAAGGCCGACCUUGCAGCUACCACGGAGAAGGCUUUCAAGGAGCUGGGGGCCUUUGGGUGUCCGUGGUUUUGGGUUGUGAAUGGAGAGGGCAAGGGGGAGCCAUUCUUUGGUAGUGAUCGGUUCCACUUCAUGUGGGAUUAUUUGGACCUGCCGCAUGAGAAUCUCAAGUUGAAGGCGAAGAUUUAG